Messenger RNA from Metschnikowia bicuspidata var. bicuspidata NRRL YB-4993, 1380 nucleotides. It is a transcript of the gene STB3, whose product is annotated as Stb3p. The transcript has 3 exons. Gene Ontology annotation, biological process: positive regulation of transcription from RNA polymerase II promoter by glucose. Gene Ontology annotation, molecular function: sequence-specific DNA binding. Gene Ontology annotation, cellular component: nucleus. Lineage: Eukaryota; Fungi; Ascomycota; Pichiomycetes; Serinales; Metschnikowiaceae. Bases 1 to 1380 code for a protein of 459 amino acids. The record is from RefSeq and is a predicted model, not a curated record.
AUGACGUCACUACCACCCAAUGUUUCACAACUUCUGUCGCCCUCCCCAGAGACCCAGGCCCAGCCCGAGCCCGGCUCUUCGGAAAAAAAACACAUCACCAAAUUGUCCACGUCAUCGCCCGAGGCAAUUCGCGUGGCCUCGGCCAUCACGCCCAACAGACUCGCCAACUUGCUUAUGCGAAACGGCCCCUUGGCCAUCCGCCUUAUCACGGCGCAGUUGUCAAUUGAGGUGCCUGGCUUCGAUCUUCUCUCGUUGUCCAAACAGAGGCGUUUGAUUAUGGCAGCAAUGGAACAAGGCGACCCGCAGAACAACGUGGUGUUCGAAAAAAUCGGCUGGGGCCAGUGGGCUGUUCGCCACGUGGACUCGGACUAUAUAGUCACGGAGCCGAACGGGGCUCUUGAUGGCAGCGCCCGCUUGAAUAUCCACGAGCUCCGGGAAACCGCCAAGUUGGGCUGGCUGAAGAAGAUCGAGCCUGCCAGACGCGACUCGAUAUCCAACAACAAGUCCAACAUGCACAACUUCAGACUCCCGGGAGAGAAAUUGGAGUCUCCUUCGACCGGCAUGAGCGACUCUGAGCAGGACUCAGACGACGACGAAGACAUGGGCCAACCCUCUAGCGGCUCGGACGAAUUGACCAACAUGCGCAACUUGAAGAUGCAUGACGAGAACGGCUCCGCCAUGGCCAAGUCCAAGAAGUCUCCGCCCUUGAAGUUUGCCAAUCGGGUGCCCACGAAGUUCAGCCCUCCACCUGCGCUCUCUGGGGGCCGCAGAAAGCUGUCUUCAGGGACGGCGCCAAACUCGGUUGUCAAGAACACCAAUCUUCACGGCGUGAACCGUCACCAGCUCUUCAACCGGAGCCGACUCAAUUCAAUUGAAAAUUUGGAUGAGUACAUUCUUUCUUCUGCGAGGAACUCCUCGCUCUCGGUGCUGUCGCCGACAGUGCACAACAGCUCUCUCCCAUCUUCAUCUCCGGUGGGAUCGUGGAACGGCAAAGGCGAACUUCUUCACAAACAAGAACUCCCUCUCCCAGGCGACCAUAUAACCACGGCGCUUCAAAAUGCUGGCCGGAGAAAGCUGUCUUUCAACGAAUCAAGCAUUCGUUCAACUCUAUCAACAUCCCUACCUAGAGGUCAUGCGUUAUCGCAGAAACCUUACGAGAACGGAAACAGCUCGAUACUGUCGACUUUCUCGAGCACAGGACCACGGAAAGCGAUGGCUGUCCAAGAUAUGGCCAGUGAUACGGACGAAGAGGACUGGGCCACUUUGGGAGCAGAGACGCUACGAAGCCAUCCGGUGAAGACGAGUAACCCAACAGGCGGGAAGUUACAAAAUGAGGAGAGAUCGGCUGCCAGGGCUCUUGUGGAUCUCAUGGGCAUAUGA